AUUUACACUGCUGACCAUCCUGACGUUCGGUUCCGUCCUUCACAACUAUGCCUCGCACUUGACUGAUUCCUUGCGCUUGCCAGGAAAAGCGACGCUUAAGCAAAGACUAUCUUCAGUACCGUAAGAAAGCCUUGGAUAGAUGGAGCGCAGCAGGCGGCAGCCCGCCCAAAGUGGCGCUGCAGCUGCGAAGGCGAAGGCUUUAGAGCAAUUGCGCGCAGCCCGUGAAGGCUCCGGCAAACGUGCCCUUGCGUACGCAGUGAAGGAAGAAGAUGCAGUAUAUGAUGUAGUCGAUGAUCACCAGUACGCAGAAAUCGUGAAAAAGCGCCGAGACGCGGGGGACUUCAUAGUUGACGACGAUGGAGCCGGCUAUGCUGAUAUCGGGGAAGACGACUAUUGGAAUGAAAGGCCCGACGGCGAUGAGGGAGACGAAGAUGAGGACGAGGAUGGCGCAGACGGCAAGCACGCAAAUAAGAAGCGAAAGAAGGACCACGGCAAGGCCGGUUCCAAGCGCGGUGGCAAGGCCGACGGCGAGGAGGGCCCCUCCAAGCCCGAGGGCGGCAAUAUCACCUCUCUCUUCCGCAAGGCUGCAGCCAAGGGGGUUGCCAUCCCCGGUCUGCAGCGCGGCUCCGCCGCUGCUGCCGGCUCCAAGGCCACCGAUGCCUCCAGCGAUGACGUGCUGGACUCCAUCCUGGGAGACAUCCUGCCUGACGCACCGCUGCCGGCGGCAGCAGCGGCGGUCAGGGGUCCAGCAGCAGCGGGUGGCGCCUUCGGCAGGCCGGUAGCCGCCCUCCGCCCGCCCCACAUGCCCAUGGCAACUGCCGCCCUGCCCCGGCCCUCCGGUGCCGCCGCUGUCGCAGCCCGGCCCCUCCUCUAUAGCGGCGGAGCCAUGGGGCACCAUGCAGCCGCUGCAGCAGGAGUAGGAGCUGCGGGUGGGGUGGUGGUGAAGCGCGAGGAGCAGUAUCAGCAACAGGAGCAGCAGCAGCAGCACCACGCGUACCAGGAGGAGGCUGUGGGUGCUGAUGGUGGUGAUGGUGAUGAUGAUGUCAUGACGGAGGCUGGAGCGGGAGGAGACGCCAUGCAAGUCGAGGAGGACGCUGCGGCCGCUGCAGCGCCCUCCAUCAAGCAAGAGGAGGACGUCAAGACCCAUGCGCCCUCCGCCGCUGCUACAGCUCCAGCUGCUGCCCCCGUCCCUGCGGUCAACAACCGCAACUUUGUGGAGACCCCCGCCACGCCACUCGACGGGGCAGCGCUGCAGCGAGUGGAGGAUGUGUGGGAGGACCUCAAGUAUGCCGAGGGGGCGGGUAACGAUGAUGGCGCCCCAGGCGCCGCACCCUCCCCCCUGCCCGACGGCCUGACGCCCGGCGCCGCUGCCGUACAGGGCAACGGCGCCUUGUCCGCCCACGGUGCCUCGGCUGCUGCUCCGCUGCCGCUGGAUGCUGCCGGCGUGCUGCCCUUCUACCUGCUGGACGCGUAUGAGAACCCGGAUGCACGACCUGGCGAGGUUCUCCUGUUCGGCAAGGUCGAGGCCGAGGCGGGCCGCUGGCAGAGCUGCGCGGCUUGCGUGCGGGGGCUGCAGCGGAGCCUGCUGGUGGUGCCGCGACCCGAGGUGUUUGCCGACCCGGACGGGGCCAUUGCGGGGCUGGAGGCGGCGGUGAAGGAGCAGCCGGGCAGGAGGGUGGAGCUGCUCAAGAUGCUGCAGGAGCGCUGCUCUGCAGUUCGCGAGGAGGUCCGCUCUCUUCUCUCCCGCGCCGGCGUGUCCUCCCUGCGCAUGGUGCCGGUAAAGCGGAGCUACGCGUUCGAGCACCCUGAGGUGCCGCAUGGGGAGCAGUGGGUCAUCAAGGUCCGCUACCCCGCGCACCUGCCCACGCUGCCCAGCUCCUCCUCCGGCGGGCCCCCCAGCGGCAAGACGUUCGUGGCCAUCUUUGGAACGCAGCAGAGCUGCCUCGAGGCUCUGAUGCUGAAGCGGCGGAUCAAGGGCCCCGGCUGGCUGGGUCUGCAGCAGCCGCAGCGGGUCGAGUAUGCCAACCAGUCCACUUGGUGCAAGGUUGAGGUGUCCCUGGACGGCCCCAAGCGGCUGCUCAGCGCCGAGAAGGGGCUCCCGGUGGACACCGCGAGUCGCCCCGCACCCCCCCUCGUGGUGGCCUCGCUCAGCCUCAAGACCAACAUACACCCCAGCACACACCAACACGAGGUUGUCGCGGCCAGUGUGGUGCACCUGUGCGGGGUGUCCCCCGACGCGCCGCUCAGCUCCCGCGACUGGAGCAGUCCGCAGCGGCUGCGGAACUUCAGCAUCGUGAGGAGGCUGGACGGGCAGGCGUGGCCGCAUGGCAUGGAGUCUGCCGCCGCCUCCGAGAACGCCACCCCCCGGGGCCGCGCCAACGGGGGCAACAUGGUGUCGCUGGUGGCGUCGGAGCGCUCGCUGCUGACCUGCCUGCUGGCCAGGCUGCAGGCCCUGGAUGCCGACGUGCUGGUGGGUCACAACAUCUCCGCGUUCGACCUCACCACCCUCCUUACCCGCAUGCAGCACCACAAGGUUCCCCUGUGGAGCCGCAUCGGCCGAGUGAAGAAGACCGAGUUCCCUCGUCUGACGGGCGGGGGGCACACGUUUGGAGGCGGGGCGGGGGCAGGGGUCCUGUCCACAGUGGCAGGACGCCUCCUGUGCGACACCUACCUCUCGGCCCGGGAGCUCGUCAAGUCGGUGGACUUCACCCUCGCCACGCUGGC
This is a messenger RNA of Astrephomene gubernaculifera, 2724 nucleotides long. The record is from the annotation of a GenBank genome assembly. NCBI's taxonomy places the organism in Eukaryota, Viridiplantae, Chlorophyta, Chlorophyceae, Chlamydomonadales, Astrephomenaceae.